This is a messenger RNA of Lachancea nothofagi CBS 11611, 1548 nucleotides long. NCBI's taxonomy places the organism in Eukaryota, Fungi, Ascomycota, Saccharomycetes, Saccharomycetales, Saccharomycetaceae. The record is from the annotation of a GenBank genome assembly.
AUGUCAUCCGGUAAGGGCGAGUAUUUAGUCGAAGAUUUGGAGAGGAACCAGUCCCUUUCCUCCAAGGAUGAAAUUGAAUCCCAACCCAAUGUAAAGGCAGCCAACUUUACUACUAAAAUAUCUGUUAUUGACAGAUUUGCUGCUAAGCUAAAAGCGGAAACAAAAGGUAUUGAGCCCGUCACUGACAGUGAAAAGGACGACACUUCCAUUUGGAGCGCUGCCUCGAUAUGGUUCUCCGCAAACAUGGUUAUUGCUGCUUUUGCUCUAGGUUGCUUAGGUCCUGGUGUUUUUCACUUGAACUUCUGGGAGUCAGCAAUCACGAUCGUUUUCUUUUCUAUCUUGGGUUUACUUCCAGUCGCGUUUUUCUCCGUCUUUGGCGUAGAGUUAGGCUUGAGACAGAUGGUUUUAUCUCGUUUCCUUUUAGGCAACGUUACCGCGAGAAUAUUUGCACUAAUUAAUGUUAUUGCUUGUAUCGGUUGGGGUGUUGUCAACACCGUCGCUUCGGCGCAAUUGCUACACAUGGUGAACUCUACAGGGGCUAGGUGCCCUCCUUGGGCAGGUUGUUUGAUAAUCUCAACAUCAACCAUCCUCGUAACUUUUUUUGGCUACCGAGUGAUCCAUGCCUACGAGCAGUUUUCUUGGAUACCUAAUUUCGCCGUCUUCUUAGUCAUUAUAGCUCGUUUGACAAUUUCCGGUAAUUUUACUGUCGGAAAAUGGGAGGGUGGAGAUACCACUGCCGGUAACGUAUUAACAUUUGGUGGGAUCGUCUUUGGUUUCGCCUCUGGUUGGACCACAUAUGCUGCUGACUAUACUGUCUACAUGCCAAGAGACACAAACAAAAUCAAAAUCUUCCUAACCAUUGCUGCCGGCUUGAUGUUUCCAUUAUGUUUCACCAUCAUCGUGGGUGCAGCCGCCGCGACUGGUACUUGGACGAGCCAACGAUGGGCUGAAAACUACAAGUAUGAAGGUGUUGGCGGUCUAGUCCACGGUAUUCUGGUCGAAGACUCCUUGCACGGUUUUGGUGAGUUUUGCUGUGUUUUGUUAGCCAUGUCUACUGUUGCUAACCUCAUUCCAAACAUGUACUCUAUUGCCCUGUGCACUCAAGCUAUGUGGGAACCUCUCGCAAAAGUUCCUAGAGUUUUUUGGACGUGUUCUGGUAAUUUGAUUACAUUAGGUAUUGCCAUUCCUGCCUAUUACAAGUUUAACGAGUUUAUGUCUAACUUCAUGGACGCCAUUUCUUACUACCUGGGUAUCUACAUCGGGAUUGCAUUGAGUGAACAUUUCAUAUAUAGAAAGAACUUCAAGAGUUACAACAGCAACGAUUGGGAUAAGUGGGAUAAACUUCCUAUCGGCGUUGCUGGAUGUUGGGCUUUAUUCGUGGGAGCUAUCGGUGUUGCUUUGGGUAUGGCGCAAAAAUACUGGGUGGGUGAGAUUGCCGCCUACAUUGGUGAUUAUGGGGGCGAUGUAGGAUUUGAGCUUGGUUUCGGUUUUGCUGUUGUAGCGUACAACCUAGUAAGGCCUUUCGAAAUUAAGUACCUGGGACGUUAG